Messenger RNA from Podarcis lilfordi (Lilford's wall lizard), 33966 nucleotides. Lineage: Eukaryota; Metazoa; Chordata; Lepidosauria; Squamata; Lacertidae. The record is from the annotation of a GenBank genome assembly.
GCUCUUCCCUCCGGCCCAUGUUCUCGCGAGAACCGCCGAGAGGCAGAAGCUGCUGCGAGGGACUCGACGCAAGGUUCGUCUCGGGUCAGAGGUCACCGCAGCUGCUUUCUGGGGAGAGGGCGGAAGUGAGGGUGGGGGACAAAGGAGAGAAGGGCAAAAUGCGGGGUGCUGGAUGUUGUGGCCUCAGCCUUAGGGAAGGGGUGUCAGGGACCUUGAAAAUGGUCUUUUGCGCGGUGGGAUUUGAGUCACUGGUGGUGUUUGUCUACUUUUUUGUGAUCUCAUGUCCCCCAUUUUCAGGGUAGAUCUUUUGUUCUUAGGUUGCCCAACCGCACAAUAAUAAUAAUAACAGUAACAACAGUAACAGUAACUUGCAAAUAAUUCAGCAAACUAAAAGCAAUACACAAAUAGAUGCUGGAAUCAAACUGUUGUAAGUUAAAAGAACAAAUCUGUUCAAAUAUUAUUCAUCCAUUUCCUAUUUAAUAUACAGUGGUACCUCGGGUUACAUACGCUUCAGGUUACAUAUGCUUCAGGUUACAGACUCCGCUAACCCAGAAAUAGUACCUUGGGUUAAGAACUUUGCUUCAGGAUGAGAACAGAAAUCGUGCUCCAGCAGCAGCAGGAGGCCCCAUUAGCUAAAGUGGUGCUUCAGGUUAAGAACGGACCUCUGGAACGAAUUAAGUACUUAACCCGAGGUACCACUGUAUAUUUAUUAACCCUGCUUUUCAGGAGAUAGCUUUACAAAGCCACACACUUAAACGGCACGCGGCAAAAUGCAGUUUAAAACUUGUAAGCAGCACUGCCACUGCUAGAAUUUCUGUAGCCCAAUUAACAUUCUCCCUGGAAAGCAGCAGAGAACUACACCCCCUGCAAUUCUGCCUGAGCAUUGACUAUGCUGGCUGGGGUUGGUGGGAGUUGUGAACAACCGACGCCAGACAGGUAGGAACAGUGCAGUGAUACUGUGCAGAUUUACAGGCACAAAGUGAUAGGGAUAAUCUUCAAAGCCUUAUACCACCUUCCCUUAUCCUAGACUGUUCAUACCUUACGUGCCAGUAUGCCCACAACCAGGUUGUUGGGCAUGUGGUGGGUAUUAUUUUCAAUGGCAACUCUGCAUUUGUGGAAACCUGAUCCAAUUAUAAGAUCAGACAAGACUCAUCCUACAAGUUUUAAAGCUGCAUUUGAAAACAUGUUUAUUCAGUAAAAUUUGGAGGGCCACAGGUUUCUGAUAAGAGGUGCGCAACCUAUCCCUAGGGAAGGAGCCACCUACAUAGUCAUGAUAAAUUUUUAUUUAUAGCUUACCACAGGAAUAUGGAACUUGUGGCCCUCUGGAGGCUUCUGGAUACUAGAUCACCACAAGAGCCAAAACAUCAGAUGUGCUGAGUAACCUGAAAGAUGCAAAAGUUAGCAUUGAAAGAGAAACCUGUGCAGACAAGAAGUUAUCCCAAGAUCUGGAAACUACUGACUUGCAACAAAUCUCUAAAGCGUUUACUUUCCCCUUUAUAUACACAGUUCCAGAAAAUGUGUGCUGGGCGGUUCUUCCAAGUCUUCUGUAACCACCAUGUCAGGAGAUCACACAUCCUACAACGGUUCUGGUACAGACCUCCACACUCACUAUGGAGAAAUUCUUCAACCUGUCCCUAUAAAGCUGUGAUCUUUGAUAUGGGUGGUGUUCUCCUUCCUUCCCCAAUCAAACUGGCAGCAGGUGAGUGUCUGUAUCAGUGGCAUUCCCAUCCAGUCUGACAUUUGCUGAUUGAGCUGCCUUAAUAUGGAAUGCAAAGUGGAAUAUUCCAAGUCCUUUCUCUGCUAUGUAAAAUGUGUCUUGUAUUAUUGUGCCCAACCCCAAGCCAGGGGUGCCUGCGCUUCCCAGGGUUCAGUUGCCUUGGAAUGAACAUCAGUGGAGACUGUGGUGUUCUGAAGAUAAAUUGUUUUUAUUUCCACCUGAGCAUAGGAUGGAGGGGCUCACAGCAUUAACACUCACAACAGAACUUGUUUCUUCAUUGUCCCAAGCACACCAGCCCCCAAUGAGGACACACGAUUGGAAGUUUAGUUCUUUAUUGGCAAAGCACUCAAUUUCAUAAGCUGCUAAGGUGCAAUAAUCACAUGCACUGCUCAUGCUAAGUAGUUUGCUAGGCAACUUUUUCUUCAGACUUGUGCUCUGAUCCCAGACCCUCCAGGUGUCCUUAUUUUCCAGGAACGUCCCUGAUUUAAUGAAGCCAUUCCAGUUUCUGAUUUGAUCCAGGAAUGUCCCGCUUUUUAGGACAUCGCUAUUGGAGAAAUGUUGGAGGGUAUGGAGUUAUCCAGCCGCCAAGUUGUCUGAAGGCAAUCCUUUAUAGGAAAAGUUUUUUUGUUUAAUGUUUAAUGUUUUAUUAUGUUUUUAUAUGUGUUGGAAGCCACCGAGUGUGGCUGGAGCAACCGAGUAAGAUGUGUGGGGCAUAAAUGGUAAAAUUAUUGUCCCUAUUUUCAUUGGAGAAAUGUUGGAGGGUAUGCGGUCAGGACAGUUGGAACAACAGGACGGACAUGCCUUCUUCAGCACGUUUAAACCACCUCUUUUGACACAAGCACCGGUGACUUCUGUGUGGGAUCUCCAUCUGCUCCUGUCACUUUAAGCCCCUUCUCAUCCUUGGAGACAGUGGGAGAGGGGACGGAUUUUAAUGGCCCAACUCUCUCUGACACCCUCUCUUCCACUUCUGUGACUCCCUGCACCUCUUUCCCUGCUUCUGACUUCCCAUACUCUUCCUCUUUCCCCUGCCUCACAGGUGGCACAGAUCCCCACCCAUUCCCCUGAAACAUUCUCCUGCCUCCUCUGCUGACUCUUCCAGACACUUGCCUUUCCCUGACACCCAUUAGGCUUCCAGGGAAACCAGCCACAACUUGGUUUCAGACACAUUUCUAUGUCACCAGCUUCCAGCAUCAGCCCAAACUCUCACACACAAUUCUACGAUUCUAUUCUAGACUUCCCCAGGCUGCAUCAUCCUUGACGUGACAGGUAUUCCUGAUAUUAGGGAACAACAUUCCUUUCUAUAGGAAACACUUGUGACUGGUAGGAAACCUUUCAUGUCCCCGCCCCAAUUAUUAAUGUUGGUUCCUGACCCAUCUGCCUUCCUUUAUGUAGACUGGGAGGUUCGGCACCGUGUGCCCCCUGGCACCAUCAAGCAGGCCUUGAGAUCGGGAGGGGAGGACGGACCUUGGCUGAGGUACAUGAGAGGGGAGCUGCAGCCAGCAGAGUUUCUGCAUGAAUUUGGAAAGCAGUGCUCCGAGAUCGUAAGCCAGCUUUUCUGCUUGUUUUCUGUCACCUGAAUAGGGGCCAAGUAGAAGGGCUCACAUGCAGAGUUCUUAUCUCAGGGGCCGGAGAAACUGCAGCCUUCUGGCUGUUGCUGGCCUCUGCCUCUGUUCAGCUAACAUGGCUAGUGAUCAGGGAUUUAAAAAAAUAAUAAUUUAAUUUUUAAAAUUUUAUUAAAAUAAUUCAACAUUAAUACGUACAUAUUACGAAUAUACAGACAAACAUACAGUGGUGCCUCGCAAGACGAAAAGAAUUCGUUCCGUGAGUCUUUUCGUCUUGCGAUGUUUUUCGUCUUGCGAAGCACGGUCCGUCGCAACUGCGCCUCUUCAAGCGGCUUAAAAAAAAAAGCGCAAGACGUUUUCGUCUUGCGAAGCAAGCCCAUAGGGAAAUUCGUCUAGCGAAGCAACGCAAAACCGAAAAACCCUUUCGUCUAGCGAGUUUUUCGUCUUGCGAGGCAUUUGUCUUGCGGGGCACCACUGUACAUUGAAUACAGUCCUUAAAAAUAUUCAUACAUACCCACACUCAAUCCCACACAUACUGGGAAAAGGAAGUAUGUGAUCAGGGAUUGCGGUAUGAAGUGUCCAGAAACGCCUAGAAGGCUGAAAGGUUCUCCACUCCUAUAUUGCUAUUAUUAUUAUUAUUAUUAUUAUUAUUAUUAUUCUGCCCAUCACCCUAAGCUACAACAUUAAAAAUAGUUUAAAGCCAGUUAUAAUUGCAGAAAGUAUAUGAGUCCUAAAAAUAUGCAUAUGUCAAAAGCCAGGGCAAAGAAGCUGUGUCUUCAGCAUUUGCUAGAAGCUUUGCCAUGAAUGUGCCAGACGUACCACUCUGGGGAGAGAAUUUCCCAGCUUAGGAACUGCCACAGAGAAUGCCCUUUCCUGGGCCGCUGCCACCACCCCAAGCUUCUGAGGACAGUGGGUCGCCUCUGGUGAUACUGGCACCCAGGAAAGUCUGUAGGGAAGGGGGUGUUUGGUAUUUAGGGUCUGAAACAAUAAUGGAAACAUCCAUAGGCAGAAAUUGGGAGACAUCUCCACCAUGAACUGCCUAAGUGUUUUAGCACAUUUGCAUUUCAUCUCUUCCUCCAAAGAGCUUGUUUUAGUCUCAUACUCAUUACAACCCUGUUGGGUAGGCCAGGCUGAGAAAGCAUGAUCAGCUCAAGCCCACCCAGAGAAGUUUUAAGAGGGAGGGAGCCCUCUGCUCUUUCUUUCUUCCAUCUCUUCUUUAGCCGUUUUCGUCCAUUCGGUUCAACUUUGUUCUUUCACGCUAUAAAAAAUGAUUCAGUGUGUAGAAUAUGGCAUAGUAUUAUUGGGUUGUGUGGAACAUUUGGCGUGAUCUUUUCCACCCAAAGAUGUUUCAGCCCCCGUUUUCCUGUCUCUUUUUACCUCUUCCCACAAGGCAAACUCCUCUGUCCCAGUGGACUCUUUUCUCGCAGAUUUGACCAGCGUUGGAAUGUCAGGGCAGCUUCCCGUUAUGACUGAAGCUAUAAAGUGCAUCCGAGCAGAAGGCCUGAAGACGGCCGUCCUGAGUAACAAUUUCUAUUUGCACAGUGGAGAAAGUUUUCUGCCCCUUAACCGGCAGCAGUUUGAUGUGGUGAGUUCACGGCGUGCAACAGAGAUUCCAGUUUUUGUAAAGGCUCUCUUCUCAUUAGAGAAAUCUUAUUACGCUGCGAGAGUUUUGUGUGGUGUAGUGAUUCGAGUGUCAGACUAGGACCUGGGAAACCAAGGCUGAAAUCCCCUCUUGGCCAUGAAGUUCACUGGGUGAUCUUGGUCCAAUCAUUGCCUAACCUACCUCACAGGGUCAUUGAGGUCCUUGGAGGCAAAGGUGAGAUAUAAUUCCACUAAAUAAAUAGUGUAAUCAGAAGACUGACCGAUGAGCAGUUCCCCCAUCUGCCACACUUGGCCUGCAGUGGGUGAGCUCUCCAUCUCUAUCAUAGACAGUGAUCCAGUUAGAACAUUGCUUUAUCUUACUUGCAUUUAGUAAAGAAAGCUAAAAACUGCCCAUUCUGCAUUUGCAGUUACCAUCCAUUCAUUAUGACUAAUAAACUUAAGAAACACUCCGAAACAAGAAAUCUCUAGCUUCCUUGUGUGCACCCAGUCUAAUUUUUACUUUACAGUGGUACCUUGCUUCCUGAACUCAAUCCGUUCGGGAAGUCUGUUCGACUUCCAAAACGUUCACAAACCAAGGCGCGGCUUCUGAUUGGCCCCGGAAACAAUGCCAACAGCUGAAACGGAUGUUUGGCUUCCAAAAAAGUUCGUAAACCGGAACACUUACGUCUGGAUUUGUGGUGUUUGGAAGCCUGUUUGUUUGGGAGCCAAGGCAUUCAGGAACCAAGGUACCACUAUAUUUUAAUGUCUUUUGUCUUCUAGAUAAUUGAGUCUUGCCGGGAAGGGGUGUGCAAGCCGGACCUUCGUAUCUACAAGUUGUGCUUGGAGAGACUGGGCGUUCAGGCCAAAGAGUCCAUCUUUCUGGAUGACCUUGGGCAGAACCUGAAAGCAGCUGCCCAGCUGGGCAUGAAGACACUCAAGGUGAGCAGAGGUGCGGCUGUGUCAAAGACCCUCACCGCCAGACUUGUAAAACCAGCCUGCCUGACUCACCUGCUCCCCUUCCUUCCUGGAGCCCGCGCUAGCUACUUCAUCCACCUCUUUGUCUCAGGUUGAUGACCCAGACUCAGCACUUCAAGAGCUGGAGAGCCACCUUGGCUUUGCCCUGAGAUCAUUUGUUCCUUACACAUGUUCCGUGAGGUCGGCAAUGCAGAUCCCCACAGCCCCUCUCCAGAAGUACAUUGAAGGCAUCCUGGGGGCUCCAGGUAUAGAAUCUUUUCCCCCUCCCCCACUGUCAGAUACCAGGAUGAGGAGUACUGUUCUGAUGAGCAAUGGUGGGAGCCUCCCCCUCCCCCUGCUCAUGACCAGGAUCCUGAAGCUUCCCAGGAGCAUUGGAGCGGUAUAGAUUUGGAGCAGUGGUUUGCAGAGGGGCAUAGUUCUGAAGACAAAAGUUGGGACGAACUGGGGGGGAUGAACAGCAAAGUGAAGAAGAACUGGAAGAGAAAGAGCUAACAGGCUCUCUCUCACUGCAAAGUGUCUAGCCUAGCAGUCCAAGGUCACGUAGGGCAGAUAAGGUGGCUACACAAAAAGCACGGUGGUUGUGAGAUCAGGUUGCAAGGCGCGGAAGUGACUAGGGGGGAAGUAGGUGGAAACCUUAAUUGGGAACACCUUCAUUCCGAGAAUGGCUGAUUUGUUCUUUUGCUGUGAUCAUUAAAAACUCUUUAAAUGGUAAGCGACUCUUUUCGCUUUGUCCUGCUUAUCUACGGCCAAAGGGGGGGAGGCAGCCGAGGUCCCGAAGCCUGACACCCGCCCUCCAAUAUUAUGGCAUUUUGCACAUUCCCGCUUUGGUUGCCCUUCCCAGCUAUAAAAGAUUCAGAUCUUGAAAGUGCCAGGACAUUCUUUGCUACUCUUCUGUCAGCAGAUGACUUUGUGUUCUAUAGAGACACAGCAUUGUGUAGUGGUUAGAGCAGGGUAAAGGUAAAGGGACUCCUGACCAUUAGGUCCAGUCGUGGCCGACUCUGGGGUUGCGGCGCUCAUCUUGCUUUACUGGCCGAGGGAGCCGGCAUACAGCUUCCGGGUCAUGUGUCCAGCAUGACUAAGCCGCUUCUGGCGAACCGGAGCAGCACACGGAAACUCCGUUUACCUUCCCGCCGGAGCGGUACCUAUUUAUCUACUUGCACUUUGAUGUGCUUUCGAACUGCUAGGUUGGCAGGAGCAGGGACCGAGCAAUGGGUCGCAAUGGGAUUCGAACCACCGACCUUCUGAUCGGCAAGCCCUAGGCUCUGCGGUUUAACCCACAGCGCCACCCGCGUCCAUAGAGCAGGGUAGGGGACCCUUUUUCAGCCCAUGAGCCAGAAACCUUUGUGUGGAAACUUCCAGGGGCCAAAUCCCAGCAGUGAGGAGGUCCAGAGGCCACAUUUAUCUUUGUAGAACAGGGUACAUGCCAAAGCCAGAGGUUUCUGUACAACCCCCCCCCCCAAAUAUAUCAAUCCCUCAUCCAGGUAAAGGAAGAAGCAUUAUCACAUUUCAGGGACACCUACCAUCCAGGCAACCUUCACUCAGCCUCAAAGCUCCCUGAGAGGCAUUGAGUCUGUCACCUCUCUUUUUCCACUCUCUCCACCUGGCCUACCUGACAGUAGGUUGUUAUGAGAAUGAAAUGGAUGGGAGCAAGACCACAGACACCUUUGUGAACUCCUUGGAGUAAACCCAGUUUCGCUCGCUAAUGGCUCACGCUCCCACUUUCAGGGCCUCUGGUGCUGCGGCAGUUCAGCCACGGGCAGUCCAACCCUACCUACUACGUCAGGUUUGGGGAUCGCCAGUUCGUUCUGAGGAAGAAGCCGCCAGGCCCCCUCCUUCCCUCUGCUCAUGCUGUCGAGAGAGAGUACAGGUGAAAAGUCUAGCAACUGUCUCCAUCCUAGCUCAAAAUAGUGGUAAACUGACAUACCAGAUUAGCCACAUGUAACUUGGUGGAAGCAGGAGCAUGCAAGCCUUUGAGUUUCCUAGUAUUAUUUAUCAGGCAGAAGGAGUUCUGCGUUAUUGGAAAGUGUGGAGUCUUUCACUUAACAUAAGUUGCACAGAUUUAAAUGUCCAAUUUUGGGGGUUUGUUUUCCCCUUGUGUUUUGCUGCUUGGGGUCUCCAUUCAGUCAUUCUUGAACACUUGAGUUUUCAAGCAGCAGCUUAUGAAUCACCCUUUUCAAAAAAGGACGGGGAGAGGCAGAAAUGCCAACAGUUUGUUUAUUCAUUCCCUUCGUUGAUUAGUUGCUUUUCGAGGCUAAGCCCUCACAAAAUGAAGCACAAAGAGAAGUAAAAGCAUCAGAAGCUCAGGCAGAGUGUGAGAAAUACUGAAUUAAACCACUGUCCUAAACUUUCAUGAGGAAAGGUAGUAGUAAAAAAAGUAAAAGUUUAAGGCCUUCUUGGAUGCCAGGAUUCCAAGGGAGGCAAGCAAAUGUUAACAGUAGGAGAGUUUCACAUCCACGGGGCCAACAGAUGCAAAGGUCUUGCCUCGUGUGCUGGUCAAGCUAACAGAUUUCACAGGCUCGGCCCACGAGCAAGAUGUCAGGCAAGGGUCUUGGAUUAUAGGCAGGUUCUGAAUUGGGACAGGCAGUCCUUAUGGUAAUUAAUUUUUUAAUGCAGUGGUACAAUGUUAAUGUAUCUUGUAUAACUUGUCACAGUCAGGUUUUUAAAAGAAAUAUAACCACACUCUAACAAAUUCUUCCAGUGUUCAUUCUGGUCUCCUUUACCCUGGCAGGGUUUUGAAGGCUGUUGCGGAGGCUGGUGUUCCAGUUCCUAAAGUCCUUGCCUUAUGUGAAGAUUCAAGGUGCAUUUAUGGUGUGUGUGUGUGUGUGUGUGUGUGUGUGUGUGUGUGUUUGAGAAUGAAUCACUGGGCCUGUGUAAUUUUCAGUCAUCUCAUAAACUCUAUACGUUGCUGAUUGUAAAAAACAAACAAACAAAAAACCUCCCAAAGCAGCUUCAAAAACAACAAUAAAAUUAUCAGUAAGAACCCUUACUUAAAACAUUCAAGCAAUAAUGAACAUCAAUGAUGGGCUAAAGACAAGAUGGAAAUACAUGUCCACAUUCCACUUAUCUGGGUUGACUUGUGUCAGCAGAAAGGUUUUCAGCAAGCUCCAAAAAGAGUGCAGUGAAGUGCCUGAUGUCACUAGGCAGGGAGUUCCAAAGUUUGCAUGCUGCCACAUUAAAAGAUUGAUUUAUUACAAAUUCAGAAUGGGUAUUAUGUGGCACUUGUAACGGUGCCCGUUCCGCAAAUUGAAGUGGUUAUGUGGGCAUAUUUGGGGUGAGGCGAUCUUGCAGGUAAACUUGUCCCAAGUUGUUAACGGCUUUAUGUACCAAUAGUAACACCUUCAACUUGGCCCAGUAACAUAGCUGUCAACUUUUCCUUUUUCUUGUGAGGAAUCCUAUUUGGAAUAAGGGUAUUUCCCUUAAAUAAAGGGAAAUGUUGACAGCUAUGCCCAGUAACGAAUUGAUAACCAGUACAGGUCUCUGAGCACAGGUGUUCUAUGCUGAAAGGAUCUCACUCCCAUCAGCAAUCGUGCUGCAACAUUCUGCACUAACUGCAGCUUCUGAAUCAAGCACAAAGGAAGCCCCACAUAGAGUGCAUUGCAGUCGCCCACUAUUGAAGAUUCACCUCUCAAAGCCCUUUCUGCUGCUGCUCAAAGCAAUCAGUCAGUUUAUUAUGGUCAUAGACCUGCAGUUUUGCUGAUGUUCUUGCACUAACAUCCUCGUGUCGCCCCAGUAUCAUUGGCACCCCAUUUUAUCUCAUGGACUACUGCACCGGACGGAUCUUCAAGGACCCCUCCCUCCCAGGACUGGAACCCAGCCAACGGACAGAGAUUUACACCGCCAUGAACAGAGUCCUCUGUAAGAUCCACAGUGUGGACAUCAAGGCGGCCGGCCUGGAGGAUUAUGGGAAACAUGGUGCGUAAAUGUUUGGAGCAAUGGCAUUUCUUUUCUCACAAUGUGAGGGUGUGGAACUGUGAUAGCCCUCAAGAUGUAGUUAGGCUCCCAGAUCACAUCAGUGCUAUGGUCGGGGACGGUGGGAGCUGGAGACUGAUAACCUAUCCCUGGAUUUGACCUAUACAGUGGUACCUCAGGUUACAUACACUUCAGGUUACAUACGCUUCAGGUUACAGACUCCGCUAACCCAGAAAUAGUGCUUCAGGUUAAGAACUUUGCUUCAGGAUGAGAACAGAAAUCGUGCUCUGGCGGCGCAGGCCCUGUUAGCUAAAGUGGUGCUUCAGGUUAAGAACAGUUUCAGGUUAAGUACGGACCUUCGGAAUGAAUUAAAUACUUAACCUGAGGUACCACUGUAAAGCCUCAGGCAACUCAGGACCCCAAUUCCUCAAGGACUGCCUCUCCCCAAAUGAACCCACCAAGACCCCCUGACCAUCAUUUGACGCCCUUCUCCAUGUGGCCCCUCCAUGAGAGGUCCCAAGGGCAGCAACACAAGAACACGCCUUUUCAACAGUGGCUCCCCGCUGCUUUCCUCAGGGAUGCUCGCCUGGUGCCAUCAUCUUCAGGCCCAAAUAAAAAAUGUUUAUUUUCCUCCAGGCCUUUGGCUUUUAGUUAUCCUCCUUGAGUGAGUGGAGCCACUCCUGGAGUGGGUGGAAGUUUUAAGCCUGCCUUUAAAAACAUUAUUGUCUUUUAGAGGGGUUUUUUCUGUUUUAAUGUACAGUGGUACCUCUGGUUAUGUACUUAAUUGGUUCCGGAGGUCUGUUCUUUACCUGAAACUGUUCUUAACCUAAAGCACCCCUUUAGCUAAUGGGGCCUCCUGCUGCCGCCACGCCACCAGAGCACGAUUUCUGUUCUCAUCCUGAGGUAAAGUUCUUAACCCGAGGUACUAUUUCUGGGUUAGUGGAGUCUGUAACCUGAAGCGUAUGUAACCCGAGGUACCACUGUAUGUGUUUAUUGUAAGGCACACUGAGUCACUUUCAUUAAAAAAAAUACCAACUACUGUAAUAAGUUUAAAUAAGAAUGGCAGCAAUAGUAAUAGAUAACAUCUGAAGGGCCACAGGAUCCCCAUUUCAUAGAGCAUGGUGCUGGUGUGGCCAAGGUUGCAGGUUCAAUCCCCGUAUGGGACAGCUGCAUAUUCCUGCAUUGUAGCGGGGUCAGACUAGAUGAUCCUCAGAGUCCCCUCCAACUCUACAAUUUAACAGUCCUAUGAUUUCUGUGCUCGGUUCUGCAGAACUUGUUUUUUUCAGUACAUGCAGAACUUCUUUAAUACAGUGCAUGCAGUAAACUUUACCCCUUUCUUCCACAGCCUUUCCCAAUCUUCCAACAUUAUAUUGUGUCCAACAUCUCUUGCCCAAUCAAUCAUCACAGAUUUAACUUGUUCGUCCUUUGUAUGCCAUUCUAACAACAAAUUAGACAUUUUGGAGAGAUUUUUAACAUUAGUGUCUAACAAUUCCGUUUCCAGUUUGGAUUUUUCUGUUGCAAAACCAUUUUUUUCUUACCAAGUUUAUACAAUUCGUUAAUCUGAUAAUAUUGUAACCAUCCAUCCGAUUUAUCUUUGAUUUGAUCAAAUGAUCUUAAUUUAAAUUCCUCAUCAUCUUCCACCAGUAAAUCAGCAUAUUUCAACCAUUUACUCUCCAAGUUCAAAUUUUUCUGUGCCUUUGCUUCCAUUGGUGAAAGCCACGUGGGUGCUUUCCUUUCCAAGAGAUCUUUAUAUCUUAUAGAACUUGUUUUUUUCUCGGUUUUUAGUGCCUAGAAUUUCCCCUGCCAUCUUUAACGACAUCUUUCUGCUGCAGGUAACUACGUUCAGCGGCAAGUCCAGACGUGGAGCAAACAGUACCGUGCCACAGAGACGCAUACCAUCCCAGCUAUGGAGAGGCUUAUUGCCUGGUUCCCUUCCCACCUGCCAGCCAGCGAGGGCCUCUCUGUCGUGCACGGAGAUUUCAGGUGUCAAAUAACAGCAUUCUCUCCCCCUCCAAACACAGUUUUCAGGAGUCCCUUUCAACCAGGCAUAGGCAACCUUGGCCCUCCAGAUGUUUUGGGACUACAACUCCCAUGAUCCCUAGCUAAACAGGACCAGUGGUCAGGGAUGAUGGGAAUUGUUAAGUUGUGGGUGAACAUAUCAGACGACACAGCGAUUCUCCAAACAGCUCUUGUUUAUUCACAGGUCAGAACAGAACUGAACUGAAGGGUUCAGCCAGCCUGCUUAUAUAGAGCUCCAGUACAACGUAACUGUAACAACUUUCUGUAACUAUCCAAUCACUGAACGUCACUUUUGAUCCCUUAUUUGCAUAUGCGGACCUAUCCACAUAUCUUCAGUAUCCCCCUGCUGGCCCAGGGUGAGAACUUCAGUACAUAACAGGAAUUGUAGUCUCAAAACAUCUGGAGGGCCGAGGUUGCCUAUGCCUGCUUUAAACAAUAUGUUUUCAACCUUUUUCAGUCCAUGGCUCCCUUGACCAACUCCAUUCUUCCUGUGGCACCCCUGUGAGGCUCAGGAGCCCAGUUAUGUCACCCCUUGCCUGCAGAGCUGGCAGCCUUUCACCCUUUUUUAAACACCCUCCCUUGUGGACUGUUCCCUCAGCCUCCUGUCCUCUCCUUGGCAGUCCUCUGGGCAGCUGCUGCUGUUGCCACCCCUGAUCUCUGAGCUGCCUCCCCUGCCCCACAUAGAUGUGCCUUCUCACACUGCCCCACAGGUGCCUGGGAAGCACCCCCUGGCCAGAGGCACCAUUCGCCUGCGUAGCUUGUAGCCAGGGCUGCUGCAACAAACAGCUAUGCCAACCUUUAGGAGGCAGAGAUGCAAGAGGGCAUUAGAGGAGGCAGUGAAGGAAAAAGGGAUGGAGGCCAGCGUUGCCUGCGGCUGCCCUGACCAUCAUUCAAAACACCCUACGGUGCCACGGCACACUGGUUGAAAACCACUGCUUUACAUUUUAUGAAAUAAAAUAAAUACAAAAUAUGUACCGCUUGGUUGUAAAGAAAAGGAGGGGGGAAAUCCCUUGAAGCUGUUUACCCCCAAAAAUAAAACAAUAAAAUUAUCAGCAGUUAAAAACAGCUGCUUAAAACAUUCAAAAAUAAUUAAAAUCAGUGAUAAGCUAAAAACAGACUAAAACACGUGUCUACAUUCCACAUAUCUGGGUAGGCUGGUCUAAACAAAAAGUGUUUUUUGGUAGGCACCAAUAAGAAUGCAGUGAAGGCACCUACCUGAUGUCAACAGGCAGGGAGUUCCAAAGUGUAGGUGCUGCCGCACUAAAAGAUUGAUUUCUUACAAAUGUGGAACAAGUAUAUUAUGUGGCACUUGUAACGGUGCCGGUUAGGCAUGUUACAAAUGGCAAAGGUGUGUUCAGAUCACUGUUUCUCUCAGCAAAAUACGUAGCAACCUGGGAAAAGGUUAGGGCCGGAGGUUCUGUGAAGGGGAGCUCUCUGACCUAAUUCACAACUCCCUCUGUGACUGUCUCUUCUCAUGAUUGUUUAUAGCAAGGGAGCCAAUAGGAUGGCCUCUGGAGGUUAUGGAGAAGUCAGGGGGCAUAUUAUUAUUAUUAUUAUUAUUAUUUAUUUUUAAAUGCAUUGGGUUUUUAAAUAAUACUUUGUGGCACCCCUGAGAACUUUUCUCAUCUUGGUUUUUCUUCUCCACGUAUUAUUAGACGACAGUUCCCAUAAUCCCUGACCACUGAGGGGAGUUAUAGUCCACAACUUUUUGCCAAGUAGAGAAAGGCUGCUUUAGAGGAAGCUGGUUGCAAGAAGGUUUUUAAUGCACAGCGUAUAGGAGCCCGCACACCUCCGCUUUUAAGGUGGCACCUGCCAGAAUUCCUCUGCAUCUCCUCCCCUUUUCUUUUGAUAGGCUGGACAACCUGAUCUUCCACCCAGAGAAGCCUGAGGUGGUCUCUGUCCUUGACUGGGAACUGUCCACCUUGGGCAACCCUCUUUCUGAUGUGGCCUACAACUGCCUGGCGUAUUAUCUGCCUUCCAGCUUUAGUAUCCUGAAAGGUACACGUAUAUUAUCAAGUCAUCGGAGAAACAUCUGUGUGGGUUUGAAUAACACAAAACUGGGGAGGAGGUGGGAAUGCUGGGUAGAAAAUGGUCUCUGGCCCCACGUAGAGCUGGAAGCAUGACUAUUUCUAGAAGUUCUGGUGGAACUCAUAAUAAUAAUAAUAAUAAUAAUAAUAAUUUAUUAAUAUCCCGCCCUCCCCAGCCAAAGCCGGGCUCAGAGCGGCUAACAACAGUAAAAUAAUACAGCAUUCUAAAAUCAAUUCAUUAUAAAAUCAGUUCAAAUCAAAUUAAUGGCAACCAUUGGGCUAGAGUUCUGUGAGGAUUACCAAAGGAGGGGGUCAGGCUGUGUCCUGGCCAAAGGCCUGGUGGAACAGCUCUGUCUUGCAGGCCCUGCGGAAAGAUGUCAAGUCCCGCAGGGCCCUAGUCUCUUGUGACAGAGUGUUCCACCAGAUUGGAGCCACCGCUGAAAAAGUCCUGGCUCUGAUUGAGGCCAGCCUAACCUCUCUGUGGCCUGGGACCUCCAAGAUGUUUUUGUUUGAAGACCGUAAGGUCCUCCGUGGGACAUACCAGGAGAGGCGGUCCCGCAGGUACGAGGGUCCUAGGCCGUAUAGGGCUUUGAAGGUUAAAACCAGCACCUUAAACCUGAUCCUGUAAUCCACCGGGAGCCAGUGCAGCUGGUAUAGCACUUGGUGAAUGUGAUCCCGCGGCGAGGACCCCGUAAGGAGUCUUGCCGUGGCAUUCUGCACCUGCUGGAGUUUCUGCGUUAGUCUCAAGGGCAGCCCCACAUAGAGCGAAUUACAAUAAUCCAGUCUGGAGGUGACCGUCGCAUGGAUCACAGUGGCUAGGUCAGGACGAGAGAGGUCAGUGGCUAGGUCAUGGCUCAUUCUCCUGCAUAAGCCACAUUGAAAUUGAAGAUGGGUGACUCUGCCUGGUCCUUGAGGUUGCCUUCAGGCCCUAUUCCAUGCCUUCCUUGAUUGCUUUUGCUUACUUGGAAUGUUCCCCUGAAUGGUGACAAUGUCUCUUGCUUGGCCUAGAGGGAGAGAUCAUGUACAAAUCCCUCUUGACAUCCCCAUGACUUCAGUGUAGCCUGUUGUAAUUUUUAAAAUGUCAUAGCCAGCACAUUUAAACAGCUGUCAGCCUUGUAAGACCAUAAAACACAGUAUAAUCUGAAAUACUUUGCACCACAAAAUUUACAUAUUCUAAUUAAAAUCCUUCCACAAAAGUGUCAGAGAACAGGAAAGGCUUGCUACAAUUUAUGCACAGAUAAUACACAGAUGAGACUUUUUAGUAAUUGUAUCAGAUUGUUGUCACAUGUAUGAUCUUUGCUGUCUAAUUUGUUGUUUCUACAGCUUGUAAACUGCCUUGUGUAUACAGUCAUACCUUGGGUUACAGACGCUUCGGGUUUCGUGAUUUCAGGUUGCGCACUGCGCCGAACCCGGAAGUACUGGAACUGGUUACUUCCGGGUUUCGGCACUUGCGCAUGUGCAGAAGUGCUAAAUCGCGCUUUGCGCAUGCGCAGAAAUGCCGAAUUGCAACCCACGCGUGCACACAUACAGCGCUGCGGGUUGCGAACGCUGCAGGUUGUGAACGUGCUUCCUGCACGGAUCACGUUUGCAACCCGAGCAUCCACUCUAGUAAUAUAGAAAGGCGGUAUACAAAUUAAAAGUGAAAUGAAAUUAAGAGUCACAUCCAUCGCUCCACCUAGUUUUGCUUCUGGCCCCACCUCGAGAAAGUUGCCCAUAGGGGAAUGUAGCCCUUUGACUGAAAAAGGCCCCCCUCCCUCCCUCACACGCUCGCACUCCUUGCAGUCUGUGGUGCAGGCAGCAGCAUCCCAGAGUACUCUUGCGUGGGAGAUCUCAGAACAUCAGAGCAGGCCUGGUUCUUCCCCCCUGUGCCACUACGGUUUCCCCAAUUUCACCUCCUGGCAAAGAGAAGGGGAAGAAAUGGAGGCAGUGAGAGAGUUUACUUUCUUGGGCUCCAUGAUCACUGCAGAUGGUGACAGCAGCCACGAAAUUAAAAGAGGCCUGCUUCUUGGGAGAAAAGCAAUGACAAACCUAGACAGCAUCUUAAAAAGCAGAGACAUCACCUUGCCAACAAAGGUCCGUAUAGUAAAAGCUAUGGUUUUCCCAGUAAUGAUGUAUGGAAGUGAGAGCUGGACCAUAAAGAAGGCUGAUCGCCGAAGAAUUGAUGCUUUUGAAUUAUGGUGCUGGAGGAGACUCUUGAGAGUCCCAUGGACUGCAAGAAGAUCAAACCUCUCCAUUCUGAAGGAAAUCAGCCCUGAGUGCUCACUGGAAGGACAGAUCAUGAAGCUAAGGGUCCAAUACUUUGGCCACCCCAUAGGAAGAGAAGACUCCCUGGAAAAGACCCUGAUGUUGGGAAAGAUGGAGAGCACAAGGAGAAGGGGACGACAGAGGACGAGAUGGUUGGACAGUGUUCUCGAAGCUACCAGCAUGAGUCUGACCAAACUGCAGGAGGCAGUGGAAGACAGGAGUGCCUGGCGUGCUCUGGUCCAUGGGGUCAUGAAGAGUCGGACACAACUAAACGACUAAACAACAACAACAACAAACAACCCUUUGUUUGUGGAGAAAAGACAAGGGGCAGCCAAGCCAGGAAGGCGAACAUGGAGAACGAGACCCUGUCCCACCUGACUCCGGGUCAGCAUCAAGGCAUGGAGCCUGGGAGCAAAAAGGCUUGUUUUUUAGGGCAACCUGUGGUCCUCCAGAUGUUGCCAUGCACCUAGCUCCUGCCAUCCCUGAUCGUUGCCCAUGGUAGCUUAAUAAAGGGUUGCUGGGAGCAGGAGUCCAGCAACACAUGAAAAGCCACAGAUUCUUCCUCCCCCCUGCUUUACACUAGUAUCAACCUUUUGGCCCCAGUACCAAGCCCUGAUCCUGCUUUCCGUGACUAGCGUUGCUUUCCCUCCUUGCAGGUUUGAGGGACUGUGACCUGAGCCGGCUAGGCAUCCCCACGGCAGAGGCCUAUUUCCAGAUGUAUUGCAAGCACAUGGGCACCCCAGGAGUCGAGAACUGGAACUUCUACAUGGCCUUUUCCUUUUUCCGAGUGGCUGCUAUCCUGCAGGGGGUGUACAAACGCUCGCUCACAGGUGAGAGGACAAGGACAUCAGGAGAGUCAGUGGCCCUUUCUUGUCCAGCAUCCUGUUCUCAAAAGUUAAGGAAUAAUAAUAAUAUUUUUUUAUUUAUACCCUGCCCUUCCAGGUUCAGAAAACCGGGCUCAGAGUGGCUAACAACAAAUUUAAAGCACUUAAUUGAUGCUACAAAAACAGCAUAAAAUACGGUAUAAAAUGUGAAUAACAAUAAAAUCAAAAAUCAAUUUAGGGGGGAAACAUUAGAUGAUCACCAGGGCUAGCUGGCUAAAUUAGUCCUAUUUGGGCCAGCGAGGAGACCGGGGAGAAUUAGCUGUGGGAUCCCAGAGUUGGUAAUCUUCAUAAAAACGGGAGUGGGAGGAAAGGAAGGAGAAUAAAAGAUUGGGCUAAGUUCAAAUUGAAAGCUAGGCAGAAUAGUUCUGUCUUACAGGCCCUGUGGAAGGAAGUUGAAUCCUGCAGGUCCCUGGUCUCAUGGGAUGGAGCAUUCCACCAGGUCGGAGCCAUCACUGAGAAGGCCCUGGCCCUAGUGGAGGAUAGUCUGACAUCCUUAGGGCCCGGGACCUCUAAACUAUGGUUAUUCAUGGACCUUAAGGUCCUCUGCGGGGCAUACCAGGAGAGGCGGUCCCGUAAAUACAAGGGCCCUAAGACACAAAUGCAAAAAGCAGGACCUGAGGGCAACAGAACUUUCCCCACUAGUGAUUCCUAGCAACCAGCAUUCAGAGACAUAUUACCUUUGGCAGUGAGGCCACUUGGGCCAAGGGCUGGGGGAAUGGGCAUCUAUGGUGUGAGGGGGCUCCCCCCUCCCAAUGAAACCAUAAUCUCUAGAUUGCCAGCUUUCAUUAGAGAUUUUUUAGCACUUUCAGAACCCGAGAUAGGAGGCAAAACGUGCAUAUGCAGUCAAAGGCAGGAAGCAGUUGACCCCUGCAAACAGCUGGAUUGACAUUUUGCAGGUCAGCUGGGGAGCAGGGAGUUCCAUCCUGCUUCUUUUGCCAAUGUCUGGGAGGCCCUGGUGAAACAGACCCCUCCCCUCCUCCCCAUAGGUCAACAUUUGAGAGGUGGGAGGGACCCCUGGUGUCUCCGUGGCAGCAGGUGAUUGGCAGGUGGGUGAUCCCCACCCCUGUUCUGCAGCAGCUCCUCGGGAUUUUGGAUAGGGAGCCUUUACCAUCCCUUACCUGGAGAUGCCAGAUUGAACCUGGGCUCUUUGGCCUGCAAAGCAACAAAACAUGCUUCCAUGGAGAUGGCGGUGCUGGCGGUCAGCAGGUGGUCCCUGGCCAAGCGGUCAGCCCCGUCACCCAUGGUGAGCCAUGCCAGUGAGCCGUUGCAGGGGUGCUGCAAGUUCUUCAUAUCCACCUCACAGGAGGGUCAGCCUGCUUAUACAGUUUCACCACACACCUCAAUAUUUAUUUGUUUAAAUCAUUUAUAGGCCUGUCUUCCUUGUGACAGAACCUUCAAAUGAACAUUAAUGUGUGUUUCUCUCACAGAUUUUUAUGUGAGGUAAAUGGAAACUCUUAUUCCAUCACACACACACAAAAACCCAGAAAGGGAACUGAGGCUGAAGCAAGGUAUUUUAAGUUGUGAGGGGGAAGGAGUCUGUCCUAGUUUUCUCCCUGACAUACUCUUUAUUCAGGGAAUUUAUUUUCCCUCCUUUCCUGAGGGAACUUUCUUCCAGAUGAGCCCCUGCCUCUGCUGCAGACAAAGGAUUACUACGCUUCAGACCCCAGUUGAAAACUUUGGGUUUUCACUAAUGAGGGUGUGGGAGAGGUACAAAGAUCCAAUAGAACAAAAAACACCUUGGUGGCUAUCACGAAUUGAAGCUUUGUUACUCAAACCGCUUGGCAAAACGGGGAAGUGGCCUACAUAUAGAGAUCUACUGAGGAAUCAAGAAGGGAAAUGGAAAUUAAAAGAGUACAGUGGUGCCUCGCAAGACGAAAUUAAUUCGUUCCGCGAGUUUUGUCGCCUUGCGGUUUUUUUUGUCUUGCGAAGCACGGUGUCGGGAAAGUUUUGGAAAAGCUUCAAAAAUCACCAAAGUCUUCAAAAACCUCAAAAAAGGCUACCACGCCGCGUGCUAUGAGUUGCUCCUCGAAGUCAAGUCGCAACUGUAUUAACGGUGUUAAGAAAAAGGAAACAAACUUGCAAGACGUUUCCGUCUUGCGAAGCAAGCCCAUAGGGAAAAUCGUCUUGCGAAGCAGCUCAAAAAACAAAAAACCCUUUCGUCUAGCGAGUUUUCCGUCUUGCGAGGCAUUCGUCUUGCGAGGUACCACUGUAGAUGCAUUUUUGAAAGCCAUCCCCCUAUAAGUAAUGCAUUUUUGAAGGUAAUUUUCACAAACGUACACUUUUUGUGUACCCCAUCUUCCUUCUUUGCAUACAUUUGUUGGCUGGGUAACGCGUUGCAAACAUUCCAAAUGCAAACCAAAUUUCUUUCCCCACUUCUGCGCAGCUGAGUUGGGGAUAUCCUCAUCUCUCCCUUCCCAAAGCAGUGGAGUGGAAAUUGCUGUUGCCGUCAGGGAGUUUCCGUCUUGCGAAGCAAGCCCAUAGGGAAAAUCGUCUUGCGAAGCAGCUCAAAAAACAAAAAACCCUUUCGUCUAGCGAGUUUUUUGUCUUGCGAGGCAUUCGUCUUGCGAGGUACCACUGUAUAGAGUUGCAACUACAAUGGGUAGGUUGGGGAGGAGUGUGCUUCCAGAGAGGGCAGAAUCACACCAUGCACUUUUUUUUUAAAAAAACGUUUUUUAUUGAUUUUCUUUCUUACAACAAAUAUCCAUCAUCAUUACUAAACAUUCAUUUUCCAAUUUUCCCCCUCCCUGUGGCUCCCCACAGCUUCCAUUUCUGGUUUGUUACAUCAAAUGGUACAAUCUGCUGUUUGUAUUUAGUACUAUGUUGUCCCAUUGUUAUACAGUCAUACCUCGGGUUACAGACACUUCAGGUUGCCUUUUUUCAGGUUGCAGACUGCCAAAACCUGUACCAGUACCAGAACGGGUUACUUCUGGGUUUCAGCGGUUGCGCAUGCGCAGAAGCGCCGAAUCGCAACCCGCGUGUGUGCAGACGCGCCACUGCAGGUUGCAGACGCUGCAGGUUGCGAAUGUGCAUCCCGCACGGAUCACGUUCGCAACCUGAGCAUCCACUGUACUUCUUGUUCUCUUUAGAUAAAGUUGUAAAUGUUUAUUUAAAUCCUGCCAGUGAAUCACACCAUGCACUUAAAGCACAUUUGAAGCACGUGACUUCCCCCAGAGAAUUCUGGGAACUGUAAAUCACAUACACACAAAGCCACGAUUUACAGUACAGUGGUACCUUGGGUUACAUACGCUUCAGGUUACAUACGCUUCAGGUUACAGACUCCGCUAACCCAGAAAUAGUACCUCGGGUUAAGAACUUUGCUUCAGGAUGAGAACAGAAAUCGUGCUCCGGCAGCACGGCAGCAGCAGCAGGGAGCCCCAUUAGCUGAAGAGGUUAAGAACAGUUUCAGGUUAAGAAUGGACCUCCGGAACGAAUUAAGUUCUUAACCCGAGGUACCACUGUACUCUUAACAAACUGCCAUUCCCACCCUCCUUUGCAGGAAGCCACGUGCUAUAUACAUGCGCUGAGUGCACUUUCAGUGUGUGGUGUGUAUCUGUCCACACUCCUGGACCCUGGCAGUUGUUCCUCUAGUUGAGGCCCCAGCUUCUUCCCUCCAGGCAGAAAGAGCGGCAUGUGGACUCAGAGGCGAGGAAUUUCCCUAAAGAUGUUGCCUCUGUUCAUUCUGCACAGGCCAGGCCAGCUCAGCGACUGCAGGGAGCAGCGGGAAGCAGGCCGAGUUCAUCGCAGACCUCGCCUGGGAUUUUGCUACAAAAGAAGGCUUCCGGGUCUUCAAGGGACUUCCAACUCCCAUGGCCCCCACCAGGGCGUUCAGUACCUGGGCUGGCCCGAGGCAGUUCCCACAGAGUAGCUACUCCACGCUGGCUCCUGCUUCCAGGUUCCACCUGAUCAUCUCUCCGGACGGCCUGCCCAGCCGCGUCCAGCAGCUGCACCACAAAGUCAAGAAGUUCAUGGAGGCCCACAUUUACCCAGCCGAGCAGCUUCUGCGAGACCACCAGGCUUCCUCAAGCCGGUGGACUCCUCAUCCCUUGAUGGAAGAACUCAAGGCAAGUCCCCUUUCUCCUGGCAUUGCACGGGGCAGCACCCUAGUUGGGGCAAGGCAGGUGGCUCCGGGGAGAGAGCAUCCCCUACACUGGGUGCCAUGAGCAAAAAGGCCCUGCUCCGGUCUUCGUUGCCUAAAAUCUCUCCAAGAGAAGGAGUCUUUCUAUAGGACACUGUCAAACAACCUCAGAUUCCACAGUCUGGUUAUUAUAUCUUCACAUCUUAGCUGCCCAUUUGGCGUAACCUGUUCUGUUCCCAAUAGUUAUGGGAAGACAUAAGAGAUAAGCCCCGAGACACACACACACACACACACACACCCCAUGAUUAACAUACAGUGUUAUUUUUCUUUCAGAGAUCUUUACAUGUGGGACACAACUCGCUCACCUAGAAAUAUACUUUGCCCUUUGGCCCCCGCCCCAUUUUUUUCCACUGCCCCACUGCACUGGAGAUAUCAUUUCUCACUUCUUCCUGCUCCCCCAGCUUCUGCUGAAAUAUGUUUCAUCAAUCACAAGCCAAAUGAUUUUGGAUUUCUCUCCGUAGUCAUAAUAACGACUAGGAACCUGAUUUUUAAAAAGAAGAAUACGUGCAGGCUCGUUAUACACCCUUCUGUGUCCCAAAAAGCCUUGAUCUGAUUCUGAGAGAGGGGUUUCCCCCUGCAUCAUUCCCAAGUGCAAAUUCUUCAGGGUUUCUGUUUUUGGUAGUCCUCCUUUGAAAAGCAAAUAAACACCACAAAUCCAGUUUGCCCAGCCCCGUCCGAGCUUGCUUCUUGGAUCCACUGAUGUUCCCUGGAGGCAGGUGAAGGAGGACCUAGCCCUCAGGCCUCUGUCUCAAUCUCUGCAUCUGUUCUCUCCUCCUUCAGGAGAAGGCCAAGUCUGAGGGACUCUGGAACCUUUUCCUGCCGCUGGAGAGUGACCCAGACAUGAAGUACGGAGCAGGCCUCACCAACGUGGAGUACAGCCACUUGUGCGAGCUGAUGGGGACUUCGCUUCAUGCGCCUGAGGUACCUGCCUAACUCAGUGAGGUUGGCCGGGAGGCAGGGAGCCCUUUUCAGCCCAAGGGCCACCUUCCUUCCUGGAGAACCUUCCAGGGGCCACAUGCCAGUCAUGGUUGGGGCCUGAGGGAAGAGUGGGGAGAGCAAUCAAGCCGCUCACUUUGGAUAUUUUUGUAUGUGCACACAUUCAACUUACAUUAAUAAUAAUAAUAAUAAAUAAUAAUAAUACAUUUAUUUGUACCCCGCCCAUCUGGCUGGGUUUCCCCAGCCACUCUGGGCGGCUUCCAACAAAGAUUAAAAAUACAUUAAAAUGUCACACGUUAAAAACUUCCCUGAACAGGGCUGCCUUCAGAUGUCUUCUAAAUGUCAGGUAGUUGUUUAUCUCUUUGACAUCUGAUGGGAGGGCAUUCCAGAGGGCGGGUGCCACCACUGAGAAGGCCCUCUGCCUGGUUCCGUGUAGCUUUGCUUCUUGCAGUGAGGGUGUUGAAUGGUCUCUUUAAAUGUGAAGGUUCAUUAUUGUUCCACAAGAUGUGUAUGUCUUUAAGGGCCAGAGCAAAUAACGAGACCCAGUUUUACAGCUGUGAAACAGUAUAGCAGGUGCUGCUAAGCUGUGUUAAUUAAGCUGUGUCAGCAAUUAGGUAUAGUAUACAAAGAGCAGCACCUAGCUCUCUCAGUACCCUGGGCGAUGGGUUGGUGGUUGGGUCAUGCUUGUUGAUAUAUUUAAUGUAAAAGGAGUUUUUGUUUUUGUUAUUAAAACCUUGUUAAAGUUAUUUUUGAGUUCCUUGUAAUGCGUGGUCUCCCCAGCAAGCUUUCUGCAGUGCAGCUAAACUGCAAAUAGCCAACAGAGGGAACUGCCAGAAGGCCCUCAGCGCUGGACCUCAGUGUCCGGGCUGAACGAUGGGGGUCUUCCAUCCUUCAUCCAGGCACAUGUUAGUCCUUAUCACUAUCCAAGGACAUAUUCCAGCCCUGAAAGAGAGCGGUGCGAGGCUCCAGCCAGAGAAACCCCUAGGGAAGCUUCAGAGGAGGAAGACUCAGAGCCAGGGGAGUGGUGGUGGGGCAUGGAAAACAGGCCAGAGGAUGAAGGGGAGGGGACAGAAUGGCUCGAUGCUGAACAAGCAACAGGCUGGAGUGAGAGAGAGGAACCAAAGGCAGAAAGCACUGCAGACGGAGGACAGGCAGCUGAGGAGGAGGAGGGGACAGAAGCUCCAGCAGCUUCAUAGGAGCCUGCCGGUCCUACUGUAUUCAGCUCCCCUCCUCCCUUGUCUUCAAGGGCACAUAGGGCUUUGCAAGUAGCAGAGCAAAGAGCUCAGAGGCCCCCACUCCCUGACGCAGUUUAAGACAGCUGGGAAAACAGCUGGCCAGGGAGGAGACUUAGGGGGAAAUAGGUGGCACAGAUUGUCAGCUCUGGCAACUGCUUGGGAGCCAGUCUUGCCCAUAGUAUUCUGUAUUCUGUUUCAUUGAAUAAAGAAUUAGCUUUACUGCUCGUCUCUGAGUCUCCGUGCUGACCAGCUGCUGAAGCAGCCCUGAUAGCCAGACAGAGAGCCUCAGAGGGCUACCUUUGCCCCUGGCCCAAGAUUCCCCACCCCUGCUGGAUCAGGCCAGUGCCCAUCUGGUCCAACACUUGCAAUGACAGAGCUUAUAAUCUGUUGACACUCUCUUAAUGUUAAGGAUUUGGUAAUUUGAAGACUUGCCCUGGACUCACACCCCCUACCAGGCAUGGCCAAACUUGGCCCUCCAGAUGUUUUGAGACUACAGUUCCCAUCAUCCCUGACCACUGGUCCUGUUAGCUAGGGAUGAUGGGAGUUGUAGUCUCAAAACCUCUGGAGGGCCGAGUUUGGCCAUGCCUGCGGUCUAGGCCCUUCCUUAGGCUUUGAAUUUCAGUUCUAGCAGAGCGUGCAAGAGGCUUUUCUGAAUAAAGCUUCUUUUAGAAAACCUCUCCUCGUUCUUGGUGCCUGUUGUUGGAUGCAGAAACAUUACAGCAUCACUGUGGCCACUCAGAUGUCUGUGGGAAAGCAGGAUCUGAACACUAGAGCUCCCUCGCCUCCAGUGGUUUCCAGCAGCUUGCAUUGCUACGUCUGACCACCCCAAAACCCCAGGGAGCUGCGUUGGACAAAUUACAGUGGUGCCCCGCAAGACGAAUGCCUCUCAAGACGGAAAACCCGCUAGACAAAAGGGUUUUCCGUUUUGGAGGUGCUUCGCAAAACGAAUUUCCUAUGUGCUUGCUUCGCAAGACGAAAAUGUCUUGCGAGUUCCUGCGGGGGUUUUUUCCUCCCCCCCCUUUUUCCCAAGCGCUAAACCGCUUAUCAGCUGAUCGCUAAGCCGCUUAUCAGCUGAUCGUUAAGCCGCUUAACAGCUGAUCGCUAAGCCGCUUAUCAGCUGAUCCGCUAAGCCCGCUAUGCCGCUAAUACUGUAGCGCUAAUCCGCUAAACCGCUAAUGGGCUUGCUUCGCAAGACGAAAAAACCCGCAAGACGAAGAGACUCGCGGAACGGAUUCUUUUCGUCUUGCGAGGCACCACUGUAGUUGGGUUGGCUUUAUAAAUCGGCUUUGCUAUGAGAGAUGGGCCUGUGUUCAUCUUCCAUCUCAUGGCUGAAUGAUGGCAACCUGCUAUUUGACCUCCUGUCUCUCUUCUCCAGGUUUUCAACUGCUCUGCCCCAGACACAGGCAAUAUGGAGGUGCUCCUGCGCUAUGGGACAGAAGCACAGAAGGAGCGCUGGCUGCAGCCUUUGCUGGAUGGAAAGAUCCGGUCUUGCUUUGCUAUGACGGAGCCACAGGUCAGGGCUGCCCUUCCUCUUGGUUCUUGAACACUAGGGAAGGAAGUAUUGGGAUUCUUAAUUAUUCUUACUAAUUAAAAUCUUUAUUUUGGUAGUACAGUGGCACCUCGGGUUACAUACGCUUCAGGUUACAGACUCCGCUAACCCAGAAAUAGUACCUCGGGUUAUGAACUUUGCUUCAGGAUGAGAACAGAAAUCGUGCUCCGGCAGCAUGGCGGCAGCAGGAGGCCCCAUUAGCUAAAGUGGUGCUUCAGGUUAAGAACAGUUUCAGGUUAAGAAUGGGCCUCCGGAACGAAUUAAGUACUUAACCCGAGGUACCACUGUAAAGCAUGGGUAGGAAACUAAGGCCCGGGGGCCGGAUCUGGCCCAAUUGCCUUCUAAAUCCAGUCCAUGAAUCAGCGUGUUUUUACAUGAGUAGAAUGUGUCCUUUUAUUUAAAAUGCAUCUCUGGGUUAUUUGUGGGGCAGAGGAAUGCGUUCAUUCCCCCCUCCCUUCAAAAUAUAGUCCGGCUCCCACAAGGUCUGAGGGACAGUGGACCGGCCCCCUGCUGAAGAAGUUUGCUGACCCCUGUAGUAGAGUAUUUACAUCAUGCCGUAUACAAAGCAAACAAACAAUAAAUAAUAAGAGAAAGGAAUGGUGACACACUGAUAUAAAUCGAGGCAGCCACAGCAAUCAAAGUGUUUUGAAAAAACCCAGGUAAAAUCAUCAUCUUCAUAAAUAGGCACAGCACGACUUCCUUAAGACGGCAGCUGAAACAGAAAGUCUUGGGUAAGGUCCUGGGGUCUGAGCUGUUUUAUUCAAGCCAUGUUGUUAGCUUCAGUUUGAGGAAGCAGUGGAACAUAAAAACAGCAGAUGAAUAAAUGAGCCUUGCUUCUAUAUUCCCUCUAAAACAAAGCAUCUUUUUUUCUUAGGUUGCUUCCUCCGAUGCCACCAACAUUGAAUCUUCCAUUGUCAAGGAAAAGGACACCUAUGUCCUGAACGGGCGCAAAUGGUGGAUAUCAGGUACAUUGCACCGUCUCCCCAGUUUCUGGUAUCAGGGCUCAUCGUUCUGCAGCUGGGAUGCUGAGGUGUGGAGUGGGGAAGGAGCAGGCCAGCUCCCAAAAGGGCUCAGCCUUUUCCUUGCCCUGCAAUUUAAGGUUUUCUUGUGGUUUCCAGAGAGCAAUGGUGGGCGUCUUCCUAGAGGGCUUCUGGGAAAUUUCCUUGUUCCAGAUUUCAUUGCUUGCCCGUAAGACACUGCCUGGAAGCACAACAGGAAGUAUGGAGCAAAGCAACUCGAAGGGUGCUGUGAGCUUGGGAACUGUGCUCUGCUCUUCAAAGAAUUGCCUUGUGGGCAUUUUCCAGAUGACCAGAGCUGUGACUGGGUGAAAUCAGCUCCAAGGCAGAGACGAGGAGUGGAAGCUGCCUGGGGUGGCGGCUUCUUCUGUUUCCAACGCAUCGGUGCAAGUCGAGAAUAAUAAUAAUAAAAUUUUUUAUUUAUAUCCCGCCCUCCCCAGCCGAAGCCGGGCUCAGGGCGGCUAACAACAAUAAAAUAGUGCAAUGUUAUAAAAACAUUUCAUUGUAAAAAUUAAUUAAAAUCAAAUUAAUGGCAACCAUUAAGCUAAAGUUCUGUGAAGAUUGCCAAAGGAGGGAGUCAGGCUGCGCCCUGACCAAAGGCCUGGUGGAACAGCUCUGUCUUGCAGGCCCUGCGGAAAGAUGUCAAGUCCCGCAGGGCCCUAGUCUCUUGUGACAGAGCGUUCCACCAGAUUGGAGCCGCAGUCGAAAAGCCCUAGCUCUAGCUGAGGCCAGCCUAACCUCUCUGUGGCCUGGGACCUUCAAGAUGUUUUUAUUUGAAGACCGUAAGUUCCUCUGUGGGACAUACCAGGAGAGGCGGUCCCGUAGGUACGAGGGUCCUAAGCCGUAUAGGGCUUUAAAGGUUAAAACCAGAAGGAAGGGCAUUUGGGGGAGCAUGGUUAGCAAACAGCCAGCCAGCAUGGAGGGUAGUACCGAUUUCCAACACAGGCACCUAUCAUCCAAACCUCUCUUCCCGGCAGGUUCCUUGGACCCUCGUUGCCAGCUCUGCAUCUUUAUGGGCAAGACAGACCCCACUGCCCAAAGGCACAAGCAACAGUCCAUGUUGCUGGUUCCUAUGGACACGCCUGGAAUCACCAUCCUGAGGCCACUCAGUGUUUACGGCCUGGACGACGCUCCAGGUCAGGCAAAGCAUUUUUAUUCAGGGUUUUCCCUGAAGGGUUUCCAGGGAAGGAGGGCUGGCAUGCCCUGGGCCUCUCUUGCCUUUAGGGUCUUCCGCAGAUAGGGCACCACCACUGCAAAGGCCCUGUUCCCAGUUGUAGUAGUAGUAGUAGUUUGGAUUUGAUAUCCUGCUUUAUCACUACCCAAAGGAGUCUCAAAGCGGCUAACAUUCUCCUUUCCCUUCCUCCCCCACAACAAACACUCUGUGAGGUGAGUGGGGCUGAGAGACCUCAAAGAAGUGUGACUAGCCCAAGGUCACCCAGCAGCUGCAUGUGGAGGAGCGGGGAAGCGAACCCGGUUCACCAGAUUACGAGUCCACCGCUCUCAACUGCUUCUGGCGGUACCUGGGGAAGAACCUCCACAGAUCAAGUGUUGCGCUCUUGCUAAUUUCAGUGAUCAGAGACUCAUAGAAAUUGUAGAGUUGGGAGGGAACCAAAGGGUCAUUCCCCUGCAAGGGAGGAAUCAGAGCUCGAACAUUUGUGAUCCGCGUCUGCACUUAGGAGUUAGUGUUAAUAAGGCUUCAAUAUUAACCCAAGUUACUUAGGCAGAGUUACCCCCCAAGUUGUGAUGGGGGUGUUGUGUAACAGCAGCCAGGGAGUGGCAGGGGGUUCCCUCUGCCAGGAAAUUCCCACUUUCUUCUCUUUCCAGCUGGCCAUGGAGAGAUAGCCUUUGACAACGUCCGUGUCCCCCAAGAGAAUCUCUUGCUGGGCCCUGGCCGAGGCUUUGAGAUAGCCCAGGGGAGGCUGGGCCCAGGACGGAUACACCACUGCAUGAGGCUGAUCGGCUUUGCGGAAAGGGCGCUGGACCUCAUGAAGGAGAGGGUAAGCGACACAGCAUGGUGCGUGGGCUUGAGGGUUCUCAUGGAGCACCUCUCCUCAGCACUUUGGGUCAUGUCUGCCUGUCACUGGGCUCCUUUAUCCAGCACAAUCUCAUUCUGGGCUGACUCCCUCCCUCCAUCUUCCCCAAGCACUAUGCGGUUUGGGGAGACCUUUGCAUUGCAGCACGUGCAUAGGGAUGCGAGUGGCGCUGUGGUGUAAACCACUGAGCCUCUGGGUUUGCAGAUCGGAAGGUCGGCGGUUCAAAUCCCUGCGACGGGGUGUGCUCCCGUUUGGAUACACGCUGACCCCGUUUGGAGCGCUAAAAUGAACUUUCAAUCCAGAGCAUCUCGUAGCCAUCCGCAUGCUGUUUUCAAUCCGGAUUGAUUCUAGAUAGCAGUUACUUGGUGCACUUUUGAAAACACUCCCCCUGAUUAUCUUAUCCAUGCCUUUCAGUUCAAUUCAAUUUGUUAUUUCUACCCUGCCCAUGCAGGGACGCGGGUGGUGCUGUGGGUUAAACCACAGAGCCUAAGGCUUGCCGAUCAGAAGGUCGGCGGUUCGAAUCCCCGCUACGGGGUGAGCUCCCGUUGCUCGGUCCCAACUCCUGCCAACCUAGCAGUUCGAAAGCACCUCAAAGUGCAAGUAGAUAAAUAGGUACUGCUCCGGCGGGAAGGUAAACGGCGUUUCCGUGCGCUGCUCUGGUUCGCCAGAAGCGGCUUAGUCAUGCUGGCCACAUGACCCGGAAAAACUGCAGACAAACGUCAGCUCCCUUGGCCAAUAAAGUGAAAUGAGCGCUGCCACCCCAGAGUCGUUCGCAACUGGACUUAAUUGUCAGGAGUCCUUUACCUUUUUCUGCAUUGCAGCUUAUUUACUGCGGCCAUGACAAGUCGGCUUAUCAGGGUGAAGACCUGUCUGAAUAAAACCCUCUUUGCCUGCAGAAGGUCGUAGGAGGCUGCCUUGCCAUGUCAGAUCCCUGAUCCUUUCAGCUCAGUCUUGUCUACACUGAUGAGUGGCAGCUCUUCAAGGUUUCAGGCAGUGGUCUAUCCUAGCCCUGUCUAGGGCCUUAUCUGUCACAGGAUCACUGGGCCAUGGCUCACUGGCAGAGAAUAUACUGUGCGUCCAAAAGGGGCUGAGUGGGUCUCCUUUCACAAGGAGUUCUAGCACCUGGGAGAAGCAGCCACCAAGAAGACCCUGUCUCAGGUUUCCACCAAGGGCCUCUCUGGAGAGUUUUAAAACCCAGACAGCCCUGUAUGCUAAAACAGGGACUUUUGGUUCCUUGUCACAUAAAGCUUCAUAAGUCACCACGAGCACCUCUGAAAUGUGCCUGGAAGUAACCUGCUAGCCUUCAAAACCUUUAAAAAAUAUAUAUUAAAACAAGGACAUUACACUUCAAUAACAUGCACGAAUUAAAAAAGGAAAAAGCAAUGGAACUGACUGAAAACUAAAGUAAACAUACGCACACAGUACAAAUUUGGAUUGUCUCAUUCAUACUCCCUGGAAAAUAAUCCUGAUUACCAUUAUUAGCAUUGGGCAGGAGGAGGGGGGUAAUAACAUUUUUAAAAGGGGACCAUUUAUAUGGGACCAAGGUAUUGUGCUUGAGGUCUUACGAUCUUCUCAAAGCUGAAAGAAUUCCAAAUACUGUAGGAGUCAUUUGAACAUUGAUAUCACCACUAAUAUAUGAAAUAAAAUAGUUGCCAUGCAGUUGAAAGCAAACCUUUUCUUUCUUUCUUUUUUGGUUUGUCCUCCAGUGUACCUUGAAUUUUAAGUUACUUUUUGGAACAGAUUUGGCUGUACCACAUUUAAACCUUCUAAAUAUUUAUCUUUUUUUGUGAUAACCCUCCUGGCAGCUCACAAUAAAUAUAGAAUCAUUUAUCUAUUUUUAAUCCGAACCAUCUUCAUGGAUGGUUUUCUUCAGUGAAGCUGUCUUUAAAUUGGGAGUAAGGAUACCCCCUAGAACUGGCCCUGGUCAGUAGUCGGCCUGAAGUCCUGUGAACCAACUGAUGUUGCUACAGCGGCCAAACAGUCUUUGGCUAGGCCAGAGUGAAACCCUCAGCUAGGUGUACCUUCCUUGGCAGGUGGCUUCUCGCGUGGCCUUUGGGAAGCCCUUGGCAGAGCAGGGCACCAUCAGGGCAGAAAUCGCCGAGUCCCGUGUUGAGAUUGAGCAAGCCCGUCUCCUGGUCCUCAAGGCAGCGCACUUGAUGGACACUGUUGGGAAUAAGGUACGUACUCAAAGACUUUCAGGGGUCUGCGAACCAGGGAGAACUGUGGCUGUGGGGAAAGGGAAGUUUUCUUUUUUCUUUUUAUUCAAAAUUAUAACAAGACAUAUUAUCCAAAAACAUAUCAUCCUUGUUUCCGCCCCCCCAUUUUUCCUCCCCCCCCUUAAAACCCACCCACCCCACCCACUGACUUCCCUCAGUUCCAGUCUUUGAUUUCUCUAUAAAUGCUGUUUUCUGCAUAUUACACAGUUGUAUAGAUCCUCAAACUAUUUAGCUGAUUAUUAUCAAUAAAAAGUUUGUGAAUGUUUAUUCAAAACCUGCCAAGGAGUCCAGUUCGCUUUGUUGCGUCUUCAGAUACUUUGUAAAGGGUUCCCAUUCAUCCUUAAAGUCACAGUUAUCCUUGUCCCGUAGCUUAUAUGUCAGUUUUGCCAGCUCUGCAGAGUCCAUCAAUUUUUCUUGCCAUGAUUCUUCAGUUGGGGUUUCUUCAGUCUUCCAUCCUUGUGCUACCAGAACUCUCGCGGCCGUUGUCGCAUACAUGAAAUUUUUUUUCAACUUUUUUGGCAGGGCUUUCCCUACAAUCCCCAACAAUAAUGCCUCGGGUUUUUUAACAAAUGUUAAAUGGAACAUACUUACUUGGCAGGGGAGAUACCAUGAUCACAAAGGGAAAGGAAAGUUUUCAACCCUAUCAUUCCCACCACCAGCUCACAGCGGGGAUGUGAAUGCAGGAAGAGCCUUCUGGAUCCAGGCCAGUUGUGGCAAGUAGCCAUUGAUGGCCUUAUCCAUGGAUUUGUCAACAACAACAACAACAACAACAACAAAUUUUUAUUUGUACCUUGCCCAUCUGGCUGAGUUCCCCCAGCUCCCAACAGAAUAUUAAAAACACAAUAAAACAUCAAAUAUUUAAAACUUCCCUAACAGGCUUGCUUUCAGAUGUCUUCUAAAUUCAGGUAGUUGUUUAUUUCCUUGACAUCUGAUGGGAGGGCAUUCCACAGGGUGGGUGCCACCACUGAGAAGGCCCUCUGCCUGGUUCCCUGUAACCUCACUUCUCGCACUGAGGGAACCACCAGAAGGCCCUCAGAGCUGGACCUCAGUGUCCAGGCUGAAUGAUGGGGGUGAGUUCCAUAGUUUAAAGCCCUCCGAGUUGGUGGCAGUGAGUUCCACAGUUCAGCUAUGCACUGUGGUGAAGGAGGACUUCAUCUCUCCUGAACCUUCCAACAUUCAACUUCAUUGGAUGGCCACAAGUUCUAGUGCUAGGCUUUGUGGCCCUUCCCUUGCCACAGGUGCACAAGAGGGCAAAUGAUCCCCGCAUUUCAGGGGGUUGGACUAGAUGACCCUUGCGUUCCUUCCAACUCUACAGUUCUAUGGUUCUGUGAAUCAGAACUGUAGCACUGAGGAACGAUGCAGACCUCAGACUGAAGUGGUCAGAGAUGUGGAGCUGGAGUGGCUUGAGGCCUGAAGGGCAAAAUCAAGGAACGGGGAACCUGUGGGCCUCCAGAUGUUGUGGAACUCCAGCUCCCAUCAGCCCUGGCCAGCACGGCCAAUGGUCAGGGAUGAUGGGAAUUGAAGUCCAGCAACAUCUAGAAGGCCCCACGUUCCUCUCCCUUGAUCUACACCGUUGCUGAAUUUGAGAAAGUUCUGGGCUGGCUUUUUUGCCUCUUCACCUGCCACUCAUUUCUCCCUUUGGCACUGUGUUCAUGGCUCUGCCCAGUGGCCGGAUUGGGCCCUGUGAAGGUAGGAGUAGAGGCUCUCCCCAUCCUGUGCUCUGCUUCUGGUCAGUUUACAAGAGGUGGCAUCAAAGGGCUUCGGUGGGAAUGAAGGCAGGUUAUGUAUGUGGGGGGAGUCCUGAGGAAGAGCUGACCGACAUUUUGUCUCACCUCCUAGGAAGCGGCUCUUGAGAUCGCCAUGAUCAAGGUGGUGGCCCCAAGGAUGGCUCUGCGCGUUGUCGACCGAGCGAUCCAGGCGAGUGUUUUUCAUGCUAGAGGAGGGGCAGGGAAGCUGUGGGAGUCCAGGUGUUUUCGGAUGCCUUGACCAUUGUCUGGGGCUGAUGGGAGUUGAACUCAAACAGUAUAUUGAUGGGUACAAGGGUCUCAUCACAAUUCAAAGGCAAGAUAAUUUGCACUGUAUUGAGCCAGGCCUAGCUAACAGGCAUCCUCCAGAUGUUGCAAGGCUCCAACUCUGGUGAGAGGCAGCGUGGUGUAGUGGUUAGAGUAUCAGACUAGGAGCUGGGAGACCAAGGUUCAAGAAUCGGCCUUCAGUCGUGAAGCUCACCUUGGGCUCACUGUCAGCCUAAGCUACCACCCAGGGUUGUUGGGAUCAAAUGUGGAGAGGGAGAAUGUGGAGAGGGAGAAUUGUGUACCCCACCUUGAGCAACUUGGAGGAAAGGGUGGGAUGGAAAUGCAAUAAAUAAGCACCCAUAAAACAAUAGGUAAUAAAACAAUAAAAUAAACCAGUAGGCUAAAAGCAAAGAAAACAAAAUGACAACUAAAAAUAUAAACAUAGGGUCAGAAAAUGGCUACAACCUAAUUAAAAGUUGAAUUGAGGGCGGGAGGUUCUGGCUAGGCUGCUACCUCCGUCGCCAUUUCUGUCUGGAUUAUUUAAUUAUUUUUUUAAAAAAUAUUUGGAUACCACUGUUUCAUUAAAAAUAUAUCAAAGUAGUUUACACCAAUAAAAACAUACAGCAGAAGCAUUUUUUCCCCAAUGUUAAAAAGUUAAAAACAAAACCCCAAGCAUCAGUAAACCAUUGUGAAAGGAUGUCUUCUUGAUUGCCUGCAUAGGCCUGGCGGACUAGAAAAGUGCAGGCGUUUAAAAGUUUGCAUAGAAGGCACCCACUGAAUCUCCAGUGGCAGAGAGUUCCACAGGAUUGGGCUAAUGACACUAAAGGCUCAGUUUCUCGUGGUCAAAUGAGCCUCACCCACUCAGGAAACGACCAGCAGGUUGUUCUCAGUAAAAAAAGGGGUUCAGUGAAUAUACUCCUUCAUCCCUUGUUACUUGGCCAAGCCUCUUUGAAAUCUAAUGCAUUAUGCAGAUACUUUCAAUACAGUGCAUCCUGCACAUUAAAUAAAUAAAUAAAUAAAAAUAACACUGUGUUUCCUCUCUGCUCCCUUGCUUCUUUCUCCUUCCCCUCGCCUGGCUUACAGGCUUUUGGGGCAGCUGGGCUUAGCAACGACCAACCACUGGCGCAGUUCUUCGCCUGGGCACGGGCUCUCCGCCUCGCCGAUGGACCCGACGAAGUCCACCGGGCAGCUAUCGCUAAAAUGGAGCUCAAGCGCUAACGGAGCCCCGUCCAGGCAGCCACACAAACCCCCAGCAAGCCAGAGUUGGGAAAAGGGCACUCGGUCUGCAGCUCUGGGGACUGGCAAGGUGUGGUGCUGGGGAGGCUAUAUGGAUGUGGCUUGUUUAUUGGAAAUCCGGUGUCUGUGCUGGCUUCCUUGGGCCACUGCAAUAAUUAUUGAGCUGAUUACAGAACGCACAAAGAAUCACAGGGGCCGGCCGGCAGCUAGCGAAGGACUCAGCCGUGGGCUGAGAAGGCAACGCAGAUUCCUAGUUGUGACCUCUCGGGAUCUCUGCUGAAGAAUCUACAUGGGUGCAUUCAGAGAUCCACAAAAGCGAUGAACUUCCUUCAUAUGGUGGGCGACUGUGAUGGGCAAUGGAUAUUGGAAAGCUACCCUUAUGAAGAAUAUCGGCUCACUCGUGUAUGGGAAAGCGCUGCCUCGGAUCCACCGCAGGAUAUUUAGUAGUAUGGUGGAGAAAAUAUAGAGACAUCCCUUCAUGGAUUCUAGCAGAGAAGCCUCUAACCAGCUGCCUUUCAGAGUUUUCCGUGCCUUGGCAGGGGGUGAGGAUAUGCACUUUGAUUAUAUACGUACUGUAAUUCACUGAGGGAAUUGUGGGGAAGAUCGAAAUCACAGGAGAAAUAGGGAUUCUGCAAGUGUCCCAGGGAACGGUUGCAUUAAAAGGAGAAUGAACACACCGA